GGCUAUCUGUCUGCGCAGCGUUGCAUGAAGUGGAACUCACCCAGUAAAGUUCACGCGCAGAUCACUUCAGGUAAGAGCUAACCGGAGGUGAGAGGGUGGGGAACAAAAAUCAAACCGGUGUCAGAAAACUAUUUACAAUACUACAUUCGAACACGCAGUACAGCAAUGGCAGAGGCACACCAGGCUGUAGCGUUUCAGUUUACCAUCACUCCAGAGGGGAUCAAUCUGCAUUUGUCCUACCAAGCCCUCAAUCAAAUCUACCUCUCUGGACUGCGAUCCUGGAAGAAACGUAUCAGUAGGAUUAAAAACAGAAUCAUUAAAGGUGUAUACCCAGCUAGCCCCUCCUCUUGGCUUUUUGUUGUCAUAGCAAUCUUGGCCACUAUGUACAUGCAGUCUGAUCCAUCUAUGGGCAUCAUCGCUAAGAUACGAGAGCACCUACCCUUCAGUCUGUCUUUGAGUGCUCAGGGUCAGACUGUGUUGUCUGUACUGGUGUUCAGUACUCUUCUGUGGUUGUCUCUCAUUCUGGCCCUGAGAUUUUGUCUAAAGCUUCUUCUCUCAUACCAUCAAUGGAUGUUCGAGCAACAUGGUCGAAUUUCUACCAAGACGAAAGUUUGGGCGACCCUAGUUAGGUUGCUCUCUAGCAGGAAGCCAUUACUCUAUAGUUAUCAGACAUCUUUACCACACCUGCCUGUGCCUCCAAUUAAAGACACACUGGAAAAAUAUCUUGAGUCAGUGAAGCCAUUGCUGAGUGCGGAUGAUUUUGAGCGAAUGAAGAAACUUGCUGCUGAUUUUGAGAACAAUGUGGGAAAGCGCUUGCAGAGAUACCUCAAACUCAAAGCCCUAUGGGCCACAAACUAUGUUAGUGACUGGUGGGAAGAGUAUGUUUACCUGCGGGGGCGCAGUCCUAUCAUGGUCAACAGUAACUAUUAUGGCAUGGACUUCUUGUAUGUGACGCCAACAACAAACCAGGCAGCUCGAGCUGGAAACAGCAUCACAGCCCUGUUUCUUUAUCGCCGCAAGGUCAACCGAGAGGAGCUGAAACCUAGUCGUAUUCCUGGUACUGUCAUCCCACUGUGUGCAGCUCAAUGUGAACGCAUGUUCAACACUACCCGCAUACCAGGAGAGGAAACCGAUGUAGUGCAGCACUGGCAGGACAGUGAGUUUGUUGCUGUGUACCACAGGGGCCGAUACUUCAGGUUAUGGGUGUACCAUGCGGGACGGCUGCUGUCACCCAGAGAGAUCCAGUACCAGAUUCAAAGGAUCCUGGAUGACCCUUCGCCUCCAUUUCCAGGAGAGGACAAACUAGGAGCACUAACUGCAGGAAACAGGGUGCCAUGGGCUCGUGUCCGAAAGCAGUACUUCAGCUCUGGAGUUAAUAAGCAAUCAUUGGACUGCAUUGAGAAAGCGGCUUUCUUUGUCACACUUGACGAUGAGGAAAAAGGCAUGAUGGGAGAUGAUCCUAGGAAUUUAGGCGGCUAUGCCAAAUCCAUCCUGCAUGGCAAAUGUUACGACAGGUGGUUCGAUAAGUCAUUUUCUCUUGUGGUGUAUAAGAAUGGAAAGAACGGUCUGAACGCAGAACAUUCUUGGGCUGAUGCUCCUAUAAUGGCCCACUUGUGGGAGUACACUCUUGCCACAGACAAGUUUCAGUUGGGUUACACUACGGACGGAAACUGCAGAGGAGAGGUCGAGCGCUUCUUACCACAACCUCAACGCUUGAGAUGGGACAUACCGGCCGAGGUUCAGGCACAAGUUUCUGAAUCUCUUGCUGUUGCACAAGCACUGGCGGAUGAUGUGGACUGCUAUGUGUUUCCCUUCAGAGAGUUUGGAAAGGGCCUUAUAAAGAAAAACAAAACAAGCCCCGACUCCUUCGUGCAGCUAGCCCUGCAGCUGGCAUAUUACAGGGAUAAAGAAGCAUUUUGUCUUACAUAUGAGGCCUCUAUGACACGUCUGUUUCGAGAGGGUCGCACUGAGACUGUUCGCUCCUGCUCCAAUGAAAGCUCUGCCUUUGUCCGUGCAUUUGAAGCUGGAGAGGACCAAGAACAUUGUCUCAAACUCUUCAGAAAGGCUGCUGAGAAGCAUCAGAAUCUCUACCGUCUGGCCAUGACUGGAUCAGGCAUCGACAGGCACCUCUUUUGCCUUUAUGUGGUCUCCAAAUACCUAGGGACAGAAUCUCCUUUUCUUAAAGAGGUCUUGUCAGAGCCUUGGCGUCUCUCCACCUCACAGACUCCUGUUCAACAGAUAGAGCUGUUUGAUUUGGUCAAUUAUCCAGAGUUCAUCUCGCUGGGUGGAGGAUUUGGUCCGGUGGCAGAUGAUGGCUAUGGCGUAUCCUACAUCAUCAUGGGAGAGGAAAUGAUCAGCUUCCACGUGUCCAGCAAGCACUCCUGCAAAACAACUGACUCUCAGAAAUUUGGUUACAAGAUCAAUCAAGCCAUGAUGGACAUAAUGACUCUCCUGAAGCCAGAUUUUAGGACACUCACAAAAGUCAGCCCUGAUAAAUAGUUUUAAAUCAUGACGAAUGGGUAAUAUUUAUGUUUUUAUUUACAUACUGUAAGACGAUCUAUUAUCUGACAUAUAUUAUUGAAGUAAGUGUCAUUAUAAUAUCACACCUGUGACAUCCCUAGACACAGACCACUUGUCCGGGGAAUGACAAUUCGAUGAUAAUUCUGUCAGUUAUUGUGCACAUUCAGAUUUAAUAACUGGGUUUUGAUGGUGAUGUGCAGAGAGGAAAUGGUUAAAGCGAUGGGGCGAGCUCUUCUGGCUAAUAUAGUUUUCAAUAUUUGGUAUGUUCAAUGAAAAUUUAAUUCAGAAAGGAUGAGUCAUCAUUAAUAAUUGUUACAAAUAAAUAAUUAAAUCAUA
Messenger RNA from Misgurnus anguillicaudatus (oriental weatherfish), 2856 nucleotides. RefSeq names its product carnitine palmitoyltransferase 1A2b (gene cpt1a2b). Gene Ontology annotation, molecular function: carnitine O-palmitoyltransferase activity. Gene Ontology annotation, biological process: carnitine metabolic process; fatty acid metabolic process. The record is from RefSeq and is a predicted model, not a curated record. Gene Ontology annotation, cellular component: mitochondrion. NCBI's taxonomy places the organism in Eukaryota, Metazoa, Chordata, Actinopteri, Cypriniformes, Cobitidae.